AUGGCUGACACAAUACUGACUCCAGGUUUAGAAACAAUCACUACUACAAAAAUGGCCAAAGAGACUACCUGUAGGAGACCAGUUGAGGCAGGGACUAAAGUUUCUGCUGUUUCUCGCAAGAAAAAUACAACUACCCAUGAAGUAUUAGGGGUGAUGACUAAAGGAGAUACCCAGAUUAUAUGUCUUAAAAUUGGACAUCCAUCAAGGGAUACUAAUGCUCGGAUUCAAUCUUCCUGGAAUUCAGUUAAUCUGUACGACGUGCUUAUGAUCAUCUUUGAUGUUCAUAGACAUCUCACCAGGCCUGAUUCAAGGGUUAAAAGACUAAUUCAGCGUAUGGGGUUAGAACCUAAUAUAAAGCAGAAACAUAUUCUCUGUAUGAAUAAAGUUGACUUGGCUGAAAAGAAGAAGGAUGUACCGAAGGUUUCACAAGAAUUAAAUGAUCUACAAGGAUAUGAAAGGUAG
This is a messenger RNA of Beta vulgaris subsp. vulgaris (sugar beet), 462 nucleotides long. Its product is annotated as GTP-binding protein ERG-like. Gene Ontology annotation, molecular function: GTP binding; ribosomal small subunit binding; rRNA binding. NCBI's taxonomy places the organism in Eukaryota, Viridiplantae, Streptophyta, Magnoliopsida, Caryophyllales, Amaranthaceae. The transcript has 4 exons. The coding region runs from base 1 to 462 and encodes 153 amino acids. Gene Ontology annotation, biological process: ribosomal small subunit assembly. The record is from RefSeq and is a predicted model, not a curated record.